This is a messenger RNA of Anguilla anguilla (European eel), 4767 nucleotides long. RefSeq names its product platelet-derived growth factor receptor, alpha polypeptide (gene pdgfra). Gene Ontology annotation, biological process: multicellular organism development; positive regulation of kinase activity; platelet-derived growth factor receptor signaling pathway. Gene Ontology annotation, cellular component: signaling receptor complex. Gene Ontology annotation, molecular function: platelet-derived growth factor binding; platelet-derived growth factor alpha-receptor activity; ATP binding. The record is from RefSeq and is a predicted model, not a curated record. The transcript has 29 exons. The coding region runs from base 312 to 4715 and encodes 1467 amino acids. NCBI's taxonomy places the organism in Eukaryota, Metazoa, Chordata, Actinopteri, Anguilliformes, Anguillidae.
AGUUUUGGGGGAAGGAUGAACUGCUACAUUGAAUCAAUUACAAGUCAGUGUGCUUGAAGCGCAUUACGCAGCGCAGCCGGGACGCGGACGGACCAGCGCAUAUGGUUUAACUCAGCUCGGUGGAUUACAGCUGCAAGAAACCGUGGAUAUUUUUUCCAGGGAAGAGAGGCGCGUGAGAUAUACUUUUUAAAUUCUUCUUGUGCUUUUUUAAAUUAAGAAAAACCAUCCAAAGGAAUUCAAAGGUGUUGCAUUCGCAAAUUGGAAAGAUAUCCAUACCUGACAGCCAGCAGGGUAACUUGACGUCCAACAUCAUGGAUGCUUUGAGGACAUACCUGGCUGUUGAGAUUCUACUGCUCGGGAUGCUAUCAGGUUUCCAAACGGUAACUUCCUCUCCUCCAAAAAUCGUGUCUAAUCAGAAUGACUUUGUACUGCAGCUGCACUCUCAGUUCAAUAUUAGCUGCACCGGGAAGAGAGCUGUGGAAUGGACCGGGCCGCAGCCGCACAAGGUCCUCAACGAGCCUGGCUUUCUCACCGCAACGCUUUCCAUCCAGAACGCAACUGCGCAAAAUACCGGGUUCUUCACCUGCAACUACAGCAACCCUGGAGGCGACGCAGAGGAGGAGGUAGCAGAUAUAUACAUAUUUGUUCCAGAUCCACAAGUGCCCUUCGUUCCCGAGACCCCGUAUAACAACCACGUGAUCACGGACUCCAUGGUCAUUCCGUGUCGUGUAACCGACCCGGCGUCACACGUGGUCUUGAGGCGCGCGGACACUGGAGCUGAGCUUCCCGGGCUGUACGACAGCAAGAUGGGCUUCAUCGGUGACUUCCCGACCGGGCCCUACAUGUGUGAAACCACUGCAAACGGCGCGAAAAGCUACAGCAUCAAAUAUAUCGUAGGGGACAACAGAGAGAACACCGACUUCCAUGUGGAAUUGCGAGCCAGUCGCGUGUCUCUGCGGGAAGGAGAGCCCUUCAACAUCACGUGCGUGGCGCCGGCCAGCUCCAUUUACGACCAACGCUGGCUGCACUCCGGCAAACAGGUGGAGCAGUUUGAGCAGCUGACGCAGGAGCAUGCUCUGUACACUCUGAGUGUGCAGAAGGCCUCUCUGCAGGAUGGGGGAGAGUACCAGUGCUCUGUCACCAGUAGGCUGACAGCUGAGACCCGCAGCGAGACCGUCACUAUCAGCGUCCACCCGGAGAGGGCCAGGCUGGCGGUGGAGCACAGACUGGCAGCGGUGGAGUUUGCUCACCUGCAGGAGGAGAAGGAGCUGAGCGUGUUCAUCGAUGCGCAUCCAGCACCCACAGUCCAUUGGCUGAGGGACGCCGUCGUCAUCGACAACAGCAACCAGGCGGUGUUCAGCAAAACCAGACACAUCGGGGGGACAAGGUACCAGAGCACUCUGACUCUCACACGCCCCACAGAGGACGACAGCGGGAAUUACAGCGUCAUCGCAUCCAGCGACAGCAGCCCGCCUACCCAAAUCUCCUUCCUCCUGAGAGUCAAGACUCACAGUCAGACGCUGCAGUCCUUGUUGUCCCCGGAGAUCUUGCCCCAUGAGGAGGACAUGGUGGUGGCCCUGCACUCCUCCUUCCGGCUGACCUGCAGGGGGGAGGCAGAGGUGGUGUGGGAAACCCCCCUCCUGCAGGACCCCGCCCUGUGGGAGGGGACAGUGGAGGACAACAGCGGCCUGUUCGUCACGCCUGUCACCGUGGAGAACGCCACAGCCGCCCACACCGGCUUCUACACCUGUUACUAUGCCAACGGGAACAUGACGGAGCAGGACCUGGAGGAGAGCUCCAUCUACAUCUAUGUACCAGACCCCAAUGUUCCAUUUGUCCCUUCAAUGGUUCCGUUUGCCAACCACGUUCUGACCAAUCACGAGGAGGUGGAGAUCCAGUGCCGCGUCACAGACCCCAGUGCCAACGUGACCCUGAUCAACGCUGACACGCAGAGACCCGUGCCCUGCCAGUAUGACAGCAAGCGCGGAGCCAUCGGCCUCUUCCCCUCCGGCACCUACGUCUGCAGGGCUUCCAUCAACGGGCAGGAGCACCUGAGCGAGGAGUACAUUGUCCACGGCUGGACAGGAGGCUCGUCGGGGCUGCAGGUGGACCUCCAAGCCCCCAGGGCGGCGCUGUUAGUAGGGGAGAGUCUGGUGGUGACGUGUGUGGCACAUGGCAGUGAGAUGCUGGAGGACCACUGGAAGUACCCAGGAAAGAUGGCCCAGCGAGGAGUGAAGACUGUGCGGGAGAAUAAGAAGGAGCAGGAGAUCCGCUACACGCUCACCAUCCCACAGGCCUCCACGAAGGACAGCGGCCUGUACGCCUGCUCCAUCAAUGACAUCAUGAGCAGUGACAGCCUGACCAGGGAGAUGACCAUCACUGUGUAUGCCCGGCCGUUCGUCUCCUUGGACCCCCUGUUCGUAUGCUCACAGUUUGCCGAGCUCGACGAGGUCAAGGAGUUCACCGUCAUGGUCGACGCUUUCCCCGCCCCCCAGGUCACCUGGUUAAAGGACGGGGCUGCACUCAGUGACAUCAGCGCUGAGAUCACCAGCAGCCUCCAGCCAAUCACUGAAGCAAGGUAUCGUAGCAUUCUCAGAUUGAUUCGAGCCAAAGAAGAGGACAGUGGCAACUACACCAUCCGAGUGGAUAACGGGAACCAAUCACAGAGUUUCAACUUCACUCUGCAAGUAAAAGUUCCCGUGGCGAUCGUGGAUCUGAUGGAUUUGCAUCAUGGCUCGGCCACCGGACAGUCGGUGGUCUGUAUCGCAAGGGGCCUGCCCACCCCAGAGGUAGAGUGGUUCACCUGCAGCAACAUCAAACAGUGUGCUAAUGACUCCUCCCAGUGGAUCCCCCUACCUGUAAACUCCAGUGACAUCACAGUGGAGACGCACAUCAAUGAGGACAACAACCUGGAGAGCCAGGUGUUCUUCGCCAAGCUGGACUCCACGCUAUCCGUGCGCUGCCUGGCCCGGAAUGAGCUGGCGGCAGUCAGCAGGGAGGUCAAGCUGGUGUCAAAUGCCUUGCAGUCGGAGUUGACCGUCGCAGCUGCAGUUCUGGUUCUACUAGUCAUCGUCAUCAUCUCCCUCAUCAUCCUCGUCAUUAUCUGGAAGCAGAAGCCCCGGUAUGAGAUCCGAUGGCGGGUGAUUGAGUCCAUCAGUCCGGAUGGUCAUGAAUACAUCUAUGUGGACCCCAUGCAGCUCCCUUACGACUCCCGCUGGGAGUUCCCCCGUGAUGGACUGGUUCUGGGUCGUGUUCUGGGCUCUGGUGCAUUUGGGAAGGUGGUGGAGGGGACGGCGUAUGGCCUCAGCCGCUCCCAGCCUGUCAUGAAGGUCGCUGUGAAGAUGCUGAAGCCGACGGCACGCUCCAGUGAGAAACAGGCCCUCAUGUCUGAGCUGAAGAUAAUGACUCACCUGGGACCCCACCUGAACAUCGUCAACCUGCUGGGCGCAUGCACCAAGUCAGGGCCGAUCUACAUCAUCACAGAGUACUGUCUCCAUGGCGACCUGGUGAACUACCUGCACAAGAACAGGGAGAGCUUCCUGAGCCGACACCCAGAGAAAGCCAAGAAAGACCUGGACAUCUUCGGCCUGGACCCUGCAGACCAGAGCAGCCGCAGCUAUGUGAUCCUGUCGUUUGAGAGUAAGGGCGAUUACAUGGACAUGAAGCAGGCCGAUGCCACACAGUACGUCCCCAUGCUGGAGAUGAGUGAUGCUUCAAAGUACUCCCAUGUGCAUGACCUCAACUACGACCGGCCCCCCUCCCACAAGAACAAGACACUCAGCGGGAGCGAGGGGCGUGGCCUGCUGUCGGAUGAUGUCACAGAGGGGCUGAGCACCAUGGACCUGCUCAGCUUCACCUUCCAGGUGGCGCGUGGGAUGGACUUCCUGGCCUCCAAAAACUGUGUGCAUCGGGAUUUAGCUGCCAGGAACGUGCUGCUGUCCCAUGGAAAGAUCGUCAAAAUCUGCGACUUCGGCCUUGCACGGGACAUCAUGCAUGACAACAACUAUGUCUCUAAAGGCAGUACCUUCCUGCCUGUGAAGUGGAUGGCACCAGAGAGCAUCUUUGAUAACCUGUACACCUCCCUGAGCGAUGUCUGGUCCUAUGGAAUCCUGCUGUGGGAGAUCUUCUCACUUGGUGGAACUCCAUACCCAGGAAUGGUGGUGGACUCCAGCUUCUACAACAAGAUUAAGAGCGGCUAUAGGAUGGCCAGACCAGAACACGCUACCAGUGACGUGUAUGAGGUGAUGAUGCGGUGCUGGAACAGCGAGCCAGAGAAGAGGCCGUCCUUCCACAGUCUGAGUGAAACUGUGGCCUCUCUUCUGCCCUCUGAGUACAGAAAGAGCUAUGAGCGGGUAAACCAGGACUUCCUGAAGAGUGACCACCCAGCAGUGACGCGCGUGCGCGUGGAGGAUGAUGCGUACAUCGGCAUCGCGUAUAAGAACCAGGGCAAGGCCAAGGAGCGCGAGAGUGGGUUGGACGAGCAGCGGCUCAGCUCCGACAGCGGCUACAUCAUCCCUCUGCCUGACCUGGACCCCCUGGCCGAGGACCUGCACGGCAAGAGGAACCGCCACAGCUCUCAGACGUCGGAGGAGAGUGCGAUAGAGACGGGCUCCAGCAGCUCCACCCUGCUGCGCCGAGAGGCCGAGACUCUGGAGGACAUCCAGGUCCUGGACCAGCUGGAUGGGGAAGACCUGGUGGAGGACAGCUUCCUGUAGGAGAGAGAGAGAGUGAGAGACCCCACCCCCACCUACCCCCUCAGACCUUACC